UGCCCGCGAGGCCCCGCCCGUCCUCUCGGCUCUGCGACCGCGCCUCCGAGCUGCCCGGCAGGCUCAGGAACGUCGCAAAGGAGCUCUCAGCUCAGCCAGCUCGUGAGGAACUGAUCACAGACCUCCCUGCCUUCCUCAGAGUCCACUUUCUCCACCCCAAGGGCAUCGGAGUCUUUCGCUGCAAGGCCUUCGUCCUUCAAGCGCCAUGAGGGGCCUUCUAGGCACACCCCUGCCCUUGGUGCUGCUGCUCCUUUGGCCCUGGGAAGCCCAGUUCCAGUUCGCAGGUCCUAAGUGCCGAACGGGGCCCCUGGAUUUGGUGUUUGUGAUUGACAGCUCCCGCAGCGUCCGCCCCUUCGAGUUCGAGACCAUGCGGCAGUUCCUGGUGGGCCUCCUCCACGGCUUGGACGUGGGGCCCAACGCCACCCGCGUCGGUGUGAUCCAGUAUUCGAGUCAAGUGCAGAGCGUCUUCCCACUGGGCGCCUUCUCGCGCCGCGAGGACAUGGAGCGCGCCAUCCACGCCCUGGUGCCGCUGGCGCAGGGCACCAUGACCGGGCUGGCAAUCCAGUACGCCAUGAAUGUGGCCUUCAGUGUGGCCGAGGGGGCGCGCCCGCCGGAGGCACGUGUGCCACGUGUCGCAGUCAUAGUCACCGACGGGCGGCCGCAGGACCGCGUGGCCGAGGUGGCGGCACAGGCACGCGCCCGAGGUAUCGAGAUCUACGCGGUGGGGGUGCAGCGCGCCGACGUGGGCUCCCUGCGCGCCAUGGCGUCGCCUCCGCUGGAAGAGCACGUCUUCCUGGUGGAGUCCUUUGAUCUGAUCCAGGAGUUUGGCCUGCAGUUCCAGGGCCGACUGUGUGGGAAGGACCUAUGUGCUGAGGGGGGACAUGGAUGCCAGCACCAGUGUGUCAGCACCCCAGGCACGUUCCAGUGUGCCUGCGACCCUGGAUACCAGUUGGCAGCAGAUGACAAGAGCUGUUUGGCCAUUGACCUGUGUGCCCAAGGGACGCAUGGCUGUGAACAUUCCUGCACCAGUUCCCCAGGCUCCUAUUCCUGUCACUGCCGAAGUGGCUUUGUGCUCCAGAGGGACCAACGGAGUUGCCGAGCCCGGGACCUUUGUAAUGGUGUGGACCAUGGCUGCGAGUUCCAGUGUGUGAGCGAAGGCCUCUCCUAUCGCUGUCUCUGCCCAGAGGGACGGCAGCUCCAGGCAGAUGGCAAGAGCUGUAACCGGUGCCGGGAAGGUCACGUGGACCUGGUGCUGCUCGUCGAUGGCUCCAAGAGCGUGCGCCCGCAGAACUUUGAGCUGGUGAAACGCUUCGUGAACCAGAUCGUGGACUUCCUGGACGUGUCCCCAGAGGGCACGCGCGUGGGACUGGUGCAGUUCUCGAGUCGCGUGCGCACCGAGUUCCCGCUGGGCCGCUACGGGACGGCUGCCGAGGUGAAGCAGGCAGUGCUGGCGGUGGAGUACAUGGAACGUGGCACCAUGACCGGCAUGGCGUUGCGCCACCUGGUCGAGCACAGCUUCUCCGAGGCGCAGGGCGCGCGGCCCCGCGCCCUCAACGUGCCUCGCGUCGGCCUGGUCUUCACCGACGGCCGCUCCCAGGACGACAUCUCCGUGUGGGCGGCGCGCGCCAAGGAGGAAGGCAUCGUCAUGUACGCCGUGGGAGUGGGCAAGGCGGUCGAGGAGGAGCUGCGGGAGAUCGCCUCGGAGCCUCCCGAGCUGCACGUGUCCUACUCCCCCGACUUCAGCACCAUGACGCACCUGCUGGACAACCUCAAAGGCAGCAUCUGCCCGGAGGAGGGCAUCAGCGCGGGGACGGAGCUGCGGAGCCCGUGCGAGUGCGAGAGCCUCGUGGAGUUCCAGGGCCGCACGCUGGGGGCGCUGGACACCCUGGCGCAGAACAUGGCCCAGCUGACCGCGCGCCUGGAGGACCUGGAGAAACAGUUGACCAACCGGAAGUGAGAGCCGCGGGUGGGGGUGCCUGGGCACGGCCUGCCUGGGCACGGCCUCACGCACGGUGUCCCCUGGUGUCCCCUCGCCUGGCCCCGGGCUUGCGCUGUCGCCAGGAGGUGCUGGCGAGCUCCCGGUGCUGCGCUCGAGCUG
This is a messenger RNA of Echinops telfairi (small Madagascar hedgehog), 2098 nucleotides long. It is a transcript of the gene MATN4, whose product is annotated as matrilin 4. Lineage: Eukaryota; Metazoa; Chordata; Mammalia; Afrosoricida; Tenrecidae. Bases 206 to 1957 code for a protein of 583 amino acids. Gene Ontology annotation, molecular function: calcium ion binding. The transcript is spliced from 11 exons. The record is from RefSeq and is a predicted model, not a curated record.